This is a messenger RNA of Mytilus trossulus (common blue mussel), 4440 nucleotides long. Its product is annotated as inverted formin-2-like. Gene Ontology annotation, molecular function: actin binding; small GTPase binding. The transcript is spliced from 14 exons. Gene Ontology annotation, biological process: actin cytoskeleton organization. NCBI's taxonomy places the organism in Eukaryota, Metazoa, Mollusca, Bivalvia, Mytilida, Mytilidae. The coding region runs from base 208 to 3750 and encodes 1180 amino acids. The record is from RefSeq and is a predicted model, not a curated record.
CUUGCAUCAUAACUACACGUUCUUAUAUACAAGUCACCGUGUUAUAUUUGUUCAUAUAAACUGCUAAAAGGUGUUAUUUAUGAAUUAUGUGACACAUUAGUCUAGAGAUUGAUUAGGACAACAUAUGAAAUGUCAACUGUCGGAAAGUAACAUGAGAAUAUUACCUAAUGCAAAUGUAAACUUAAUUUAAUUUAAAAAAAUAAAAAAAUGAAUUGUUUUCGACGCUGUUGUGGUAAAUUUCAAUGUCUGCGGCGCGAAAAGGAGAUCGAUAAACUCCACUCGACAGUUUCCAUGGACACAAGAGUCGCAAACAGUGAUUUCGACUUGUAUUCGACACCUACAAUACAGAUAAGUAAUGAUGUUGAAAUUGGGGACACAAUUUUUGAACAAGUUGAUAAGUUAUCAGACGUUUCGCAAUCUGUAAUAUCCAAAGACGAAGAGCAAGUGAAAGGUGCUGCUUCUGAGGAAGAUAUUUUAAUCGAAAUCAAAAAGGAUAAUUAUACAAAACAGGUUGUGGCAAGAGAGAAAGGAACAUUUAAAAAACUGGUCACCGGAGCAUUUGUUAACCCUGCUUUUGAUCACUGUGAACCAGAGCUAUGUAUUGAAAUGAUGAAGCACCCUAAUAUGAGAACUUUCAUUGCGCUGAAGAAACAACUUCAAAAUAGUAAUUCCGAAUGGAUAUCAAAUUUCUUAGAUGCUGGAGGAUUAUUAGUGUUACUGGAAUUUAUUGAUUCACUGAGUGCUAGUAGAGUAAGUCAGUUAUCUGAUGCCUUGGUGUUACUAGAAGCGGUUCAAUGCGUGAAAGCUGUGGUUAACUGUAAAGUUGGACUGGAUUAUCUGGUUCAGAAUAUAGAAUUCACUAAGAAGCUCAUAAAUACCUUAGACACCAACAAUGUUAUGGUAAAGAAACAAGUUUUCGAACUGUUGUCCGCUCUGUGUGUUUAUUCCAAAGAAGGAUAUGAUUUGACGAUAGAGGCACUAGAUAGUUUCAGAACACUAAAGAGACAGCGGUACAGAUUUAGCUUGAUAGUAAACGAGUUGAAAACAGCUGAAUUAAUACCAUAUAAAACAACGCUUGUUGCAUUUGUGAACUGCAUUUUGGUAGCCACUGAAGAACUAGAGGACAGAAUACGACUCAGGAAUGAAUUUAUUGGUUUGAACCUUCUUGACCUCAUACACAAACUCAGGGACGAAGAUGACGAAGAUCUUCAGAUUCAGUGUGAUGUUUUCGAGGACGAAAAACACGAAGAUGACGAGGAAUUAUCAGAAAGCACCCCGGAAGGAUUGGAUAUUACUGAUCAUCAUAAAAUCUUUACAGCAAUUUUCCAAAAGGUUUAUAACACACCUCAAGCAGAUUCAUUUUUAAGUGUUCUCCAGUCCCUUAUUCAAAUUGAUCCAGAAAAUCCAGUAAGUGAUGUACAGUGGAAUUUGAUACUGACUUCAGUGAGGAAAGCUAUUUUGGUUGAGAAAACUCAUAUUGGUUGUGACAUUAAAUCGCUGGUUGUGGUGAAUCCAUUUGAAAGACAGCAAUCAAAUGUAGUCACGUGCUCAAAAUGUGUACAAACUGAAAUCAUUGAAUUGCCUUCAGUAAAACAAAGUGAUGUUAUAAUUUCACCAUCUACAGGAGAAAAUGAACCUAUUAAAAUUAAUCAAAAGUCGAAUGGACUAAUGAAUGGUUCAUUAAAAUCUUCAAGUACUGCAAACAGUCAAAAACAAGUAAAUGGUCAUGUGACUCCGAAUCAUCGAACAGAUAGUGUAGAGACUAAUGAAUGUAGUAGUCUUAGCAAUAGUGAAAGACAUUCCUCAUCAUCUUCAUCAAAUUCAGAAGAUGAAGACGAAAAUAAAAAAAUGAACAAGUCAAACAAAUCUGCAACGAAUUUAAAUCAAAAUGGACAUAUCAACGAAGAAAUGAAAACUCAUGCAACUAUCCUUUCAUCUGGCAGCAACCAAUCUCCAUCUUCUACAUCACAUUCUAACGCUACAGUGCCUCCACCACCACCGCCACCUCCUCUGCCGCCUGGUAUGAUGGGAGGAAUUCCAGCUGCCCCUCCUACCCCACCAAUGCCUGGAGUGCAAGGAAUUCCAAUACCUCCACCGCCACCUCCGCCACCUGGAAUGCCAGGAAUUCCGCCACCGCCACCACCACCACCACUUCCUGGAAUGCCAGGAAUUCCGCCACCGCCACCUCCUCCACCUCUUCCUGGAAUGCCUGGAGUGGCUCCGCCACCACCACCCCCUCCUGGAAUGCCUGGAAUGCCUCCACCACCACCGCCUCCUCCUCCUCCACCCGGAGUAGAUGGAAAGAUAAGAGCAGUACCAGCACCGCUCUCAUUUGCAAAUACAAUGCCUCAACCAAGAAGUAUAUGGACACCAACACCGAAACACAAGAUGAAAACAUUCAACUGGACAAAAGUUCCUGCUCAUACAAUUGCUUCUCAUAAGAAUAUUUGGAAAGAAGUGCUCGAUAUGGAAGAUGCUAUUCACAUAGAGUAUGAAACUAUCGAACAAUUGUUUAGCAAACAACAACCAGUGACCGUGAAGCCUGCCGAACAAAAGAAAUCAAAGCAGAAAACAGAGGUUUUACUACUGGAUAUGAAGAAAAGUAUGAAUGUAAACAUCUUUUUGAAACAAUUUAAAUGCAGUCAUUCUGAGAUUGUAGACAUGAUAGUAGAGGCAGAUAUUAAUAAGAUUGGACAAGAACGUUUAAGAGGUCUACAAAAAAUCUUGCCGGAGUCUGACGAUAUUGCAACUGUCAAAGACUAUGACGGUGAUAAAUCAAAACUCGGAAAUGCAGAAAAGUUUUUUUUAACAUUGUCUGGUUUGGCAGCUUUCAAGUUGAGAAUCGAUGGUUUAGUACUCAAAGAUGACUUCAAACUGUCGUGUGAUUCACUACGACCUAAUAUAGAGACAUAUAUAAGAGCCUGUGAACAUCCAUUAGAUAACGAAUCCUUUAAAGUGUUUUUACGCUUUGUAUUACACACGGGGAAUUUCCUGAACGCUGGCGGAUACGCUGGAAAUGCAGUUGGUUUCAAAAUUAAUUCUCUAAAUAAGCUGAUGGACACACGUGCAAAUAAACCAAGGGUGACAUUGUUGCAUUUCAUGGUGGCUGAGGCUACAAAAGAAAAUAAAGAUGCUUUGGUUUUUGCUGAUGAGAUGUAUCCAGAUCUCUAUUGUGCAACAAGAUGUUCGAAGGAUAAUCUAACCACAGAGCUUAAACAGUUAAAGGACAGUGUACACAAACUGCACAAAAAUCUGAAAGGUGCUCCUGAUGACGUUAAAAAUCAACUUAAAACAUUUGUACAGGAUUCAGAAGAAGAAAUAAAGCAAAUGGAAAAGGGAAUGAAAAAGAUCUCAGAUUUGUCAAAAAAAUUAGCUAGUCAUUAUUGUGAAAAUGAAAAGUCGUUUAAGGUGGAAGAAUUGGUAGAAACAUUAAAAACGUUCUGCGCUAAAGUUCAACAGUGUCAGAAGGAAAAUGAGCAACGACGCAUUCAGGAAGAAAAGGCAGAGCGAAGAAGAAGACAACAAGCUGAAAUGAUUGAAAAGCAUAAACAUUCCAAGCAUGAACCUCUACCAAAGGAUGAUGACGGCUGUAUAAUUGACAGAUUACUGACAGAUAUAAGAAAAGGAUAUAGUUUACGUAAAACCUCUCCGGGAAAAUCUAGAGGAAAAUCUCCUGGCACUAAAUCAAAUACGCAGAUACCUUCAACACCAGAGGAAAUGGAAGUGAACAUAACCGAUUCUCAAGCUUAAAUAUUUAUACCAUAUAUAAUAAAGUAUCAAUUUUAAAGCUUGAACAUUAAUAUCAUUGUACCAGACAAUAACCGAUUCUCAAGCUUUAAUAUUUAAUUUACUGUACCAAAAUAUUAAUAGUUCUAAACUUCUCAAGCUUGAACAUUGGUAUCUCUGUACCAAAAACAUUAAAGAUUCUCAAGCUUGUAUAUUUAAACUCUUUGCCACAAAUAUUAUGAGCUAUUGCAAAUUUUGUAACAUAUGUUUUUUAUAGAAACUUUUUCCUCAGGAAGAAAAACUCAUAAAUAUUUUGAAUAUUUUUGUUAAUGCAAUAUUUAGAAAUACGCAACACAGAAACUUUUCUAUUUUUAGACUCAUUUAGUUUUUCAAAAUAAAUGAAAGACAGAUUGAAAUGCGGGAAUGUAUUUAAAAGUUAAUUCAAACACGCAGAAUGAUAGUUUGUACUGUUCAAAGGAUUCAUUAUCUUCAAUUGACAAAUAUUUUCUUUCAAAAUUUAUAACCAAGUUAAAUUUUGACACAGUUUGAAUUAUAUAUAGAAAUUAUGUCUUUAAUACUUCCCUUUUGUAGUUGAUCUUUUUAAUCAUUGUGUAUGUCUUAUGUACUUUUUAUAUUGGUAAUUGUGCUGAUAAAAUAAGAAUAUCAGCCCUUAUAUGCCGGUGAUUAAUUGAAAAUAAAAGAUUGUUUUGUAUA